This is a messenger RNA of Dendrobium catenatum, 2908 nucleotides long. RefSeq names its product alpha,alpha-trehalose-phosphate synthase [UDP-forming] 5. Bases 62 to 2626 code for a protein of 854 amino acids. Lineage: Eukaryota; Viridiplantae; Streptophyta; Magnoliopsida; Asparagales; Orchidaceae. Gene Ontology annotation, biological process: trehalose biosynthetic process. Gene Ontology annotation, molecular function: catalytic activity. The transcript is spliced from 3 exons. Gene Ontology annotation, cellular component: cytosol. The record is from RefSeq and is a predicted model, not a curated record.
AUCAUUUAUCUCCUCGCUUCCCUUCCCCAUUCUCGCCACCACCGUCGUCGACGUUACAGAGAUGCCGUCGCGUUCACACGCCGAUCUCCUUUCUCUUGUUUCUCCGCCGCCGCAGCAAUCUCCUCGCCUCCCCCGCAUCUUGACGGUACCAGGCGUCCUCUCCGACUUCGAAGCCGACCCCUCGACCGCCAAUCCCAUCGCCCCUUACUCUCCAACCCAGCGCCGAAUCAUCGUAACCAACCAUCUCCCCAUCCGCGCCCACCGCCACCCCUCCUCCGCCCAGUGGUCCUUCUCUUGGGACACCGACGCCCUCGCCUUUCACCUCCGUUCCGGCCUCCCGUCCGCGGCCUCGAUCAUCCACGUCGGCACCCUCCGCGCCGACAUCGACCCAUCGGAUCACGAUUCCGUCUCUCAACUCCUUUCCGAGGAAUUCAAUUGCGUCCCCGUCUUCCUCCCCCCUGAUCUCCACCAACGAUUCUAUCACGGCUUCUGCAAACGCUAUCUUUGGCCUCUUCUCCACUACCUGCUCCCCUUGUCCACUGCCUCUCUCGCCGGGCUUCGCUUUGACCGCCGCCUCUGGCUCGCCUAUCUCUCCGCCAACAAGCUAUUCGCUGACAGAAUCACAGAAAUCCUCUCUUCUGACGACGACUUUGUCUGGGCCCAUGACUACCACCUUCUUGCCCUCCCCACCUUCCUCCGCAAACGCUUCCCCCGCAUAAAGCUCGGAUUUUUCCUCCAUUCCCCUUUCCCCUCCUCCGAAAUCUUUCGCACGUUACCAGUUCGAGAAGAGCUCCUUAGGGCUCUCCUCAACGCUGACCUCCUCGGUUUCCAUACCUUCGAUUACGCCCGCCAUUUCCUCUCCUGCUGCUCUCGUCUCCUCGGCAUCGACUACGAGUCCAAGCGUGGAUACAUUAUGUUGGACUAUUACGGUCGAACCGUCACAGUCAAAAUCCUCCCCGUUGGCGUCCACAUGGGACAGCUCCAAGCGACGAUCAACUCGACCGAAACCAAAUCCAAGAUCCAAGAUUUGAUGACCACAUUCAAAGAUAAGAUCUUACUUCUUGGGCGUGAUGAUAUGGACAUAUUCAAAGGCAUCAGCUUGAAAUUUCUGGCAAUGGAGCAACUACUAAAGGAGCAUCCGAAGCUCCGUGGCCAAGCCGUGCUGAUACAGAUUGCCAACCCAGCUAGGAGCCAAGGUAAGGACAUUCAGGAGAUGCAGGAAGAAGCCCAUUCAAUCGUGAAAAGAAUCAACGAGAAAUUUGGAUCUCCUGGAUACUCCCCCAUUCUGUUGCUUGAUGGCGGGUCUCUUCAAACCUAUGAGAAGAUUGCUUAUUAUGCUGUUGCCGAAUGCUGCGUCGUCAAUCCUGUUAGAGAUGGAAUGAAUCUGGUUCCUUAUGAAUACACAGUUUGUCGUCAGGGCAGCAAGGCAUUUGAGGAUAUGCCCAAGAAGAGUAUGAUUGUAGUAUCUGAAUUCAUUGGGUGUUCUCCAUCCUUAAGUGGAGCAAUCAGAGUUAACCCUUGGAAUAUCGAUUCGAUGGCGGAGGCAAUGAACUUGGCAAUCUCCAUGCCUGAAGCUGAGAAGCAACUGAGACAUGAGAAGCACUACAAAUAUGUGAGUUCCCAUGAUAUUUCCUACUGGGCAAGGUCUUUUGAUCAGGAUUUGCAGAGGUCUUGUAAGGAUCAUUUCAUGAAAAGGUGCUGGGGAAUUGGAUUUGGAUUGAACUUCAGGGUUGUUGCAUUGGGGCCUAACUUCAGGAAGCUUUCAGUGGAGCAUAUAGUUUCUGCUUAUAGGAGGACAACCAGUAGGCUAAUAUUGUUGGACUAUGAUGGGACUAUGAUGCCAAAUAGCUCUAUUGUUAAGACUCCAAGUAAGGAGGUUAUAGAGAUUCUGAAUGAUUUGUGUUCAGAUGAGAAAAAUGUUGUUUUUUUGGUUAGUGGCAGAGGGAAAGAUUCAUUAAGCAAGUGGUUUGAAGCUUGUGAGAAGUUAGGGAUCUCUGCUGAGCAUGGAUACUUUACAAGGUGGAACAGAGAUUCGCCAUGGGAAUCCUGUCAAUUAGCUACUGAGUUUGAAUGGAAAAGGAUUGCUGAGCCAGUGAUGAAGCUUUACACAGAAACAACUGAUGGUUCAUACAUUGAGCAGAAGGAAAGUGCUCUUGUGUGGCAUCAUCAGGACGCCGAUCCGGAUUUUGGGUCUUGUCAAGCAAAAGAACUCUUAGACCACCUUGAGAAUGUGCUUGCUAAUGAGCCUGUGGUUGUUAAGAGAGGCCAACACAUUGUAGAAGUGAAGCCUCAGGGAGUAAGUAAGGGGAUAGUUGCAAGGAAUCUCAUCUCAAUCAUGUCGAGUAGAGGAAAACCACCAGACUUUGUGCUUUGCAUCGGCGAUGAUCGAUCCGAUGAAGACAUGUUUGAAACCAUCAUGGAUUCUCCUAAAAAUCCUUCCUUGCCUGUGAUUUCUGAAGUGUUUGCAUGCACAGUUGGGAACAAACCAAGCAAGGCAAAGUACUACCUUGAUGACACAGUUGAAGUCAUUAAAUUGCUUGAAGGUCUAGUGGCCCCUUCCUCACUACCAUCAAAAAGACCUUUUCUUCAAGCUUCAUUUGAAGGUUCUCUGACAUGGAAAAUUUAGAGAAGAUCUACUCUGGGAGUUGGCUUAAGCUGAGAAUAAAGAAAGAUUACAGCCAUAAGAUUUCAAAAAUAGAGUUAAAUGAGAAUUUAGGACAGCAAAGAAGAAAGCACAGAUAUGGCCAUCUGUUUCAUAUUCUUUAAUACUGACACAGCUUCAUAGUGUGUAGAUAACAGGAAAUCAAAUGUUUUUGUUUCUAAUUUCUUCUGCUUAUUUGUAGAUACAUUUACAUUCCUUCCAUUCAACAGAAAUUGCAGCAUCUCUUCUAUUCUGGAUUUCAAUUUA